Dermatophagoides pteronyssinus (European house dust mite) is the source of this 1844-nucleotide messenger RNA. RefSeq names its product phosphatidylinositol glycan anchor biosynthesis class S (gene PIG-S). Gene Ontology annotation, biological process: attachment of GPI anchor to protein. Lineage: Eukaryota; Metazoa; Arthropoda; Arachnida; Sarcoptiformes; Pyroglyphidae. Gene Ontology annotation, cellular component: GPI-anchor transamidase complex. The record is from RefSeq and is a predicted model, not a curated record.
UUUCGAAGCUUUUUCAUUCACACAUCUUUUUUCAUUUGUUUUGUUGAUAAAGUUUGUUUUUUUUUGUAAUUUCUGAACAACAUGGCCGAUAAUGACCAAAAUAUUAAUAUUUUGGAACAAGAAAUUGAAAAAACAUUGAAAAAUUGUUUUGAAAAAUCGGAAAAACAACCUAAUCGUUCCAGUUUGAUUGCAUCGAUAUUUUAUUUAUCCGUAUUGUUUUUUAUUGGAUUACCAAUAUGGUAUCGUACAACAACACCUGAACGAUGGCCAUUACCAGAUAUAUCAUGGUUAAUGGUACGAUCACAAACAUUGACACAUUGUUAUAAAAUAUCAAUAGUUUGUCUUGAACCAACGGAUAAUUCAUUCGAUAAAAUUGAUCUUCGAAAUUAUCUUGAUGCAAAUUAUCGUACAAGAAUUAGCUUUGAUAAUAGUCUUUCAUUUCGACAAGAAUGGUCAGUACGUUCAGCAUUGAAUGAUGAAUUAUUGGCAUUUGAAUCGGUGAAAAAUCCAAAUUCAUUUGAAUUGAAUAAAUUAGAUCGAUUAUUAUCGGCUAAAAAUAUUCAAUCAAUCAAUUCGAUUAUGUUUUAUAUUCUGCCAAAAAAUAUCCGUACAGAUCGUUUCAUACAUGUUGGUCGAUAUCGAUCAUAUUUUAUUGAUUUAAAUCAUAUGGAUAAUAAUAUUUGUGACCAAUCGGAUCGAAUCGAAUGUUUAGGUGAACAAAUUAAUCGUUAUGUUCAACAAAUUCAAAUGCUUGUUCAACGUUUUUAUUCACAUCAAGCUGGUAAACAAGAACAAAAUAUUGCCUUAUUAAUGGCAAGAGAUUUUGAUUUUUUAUUCGAUAUUAUCUAUGAAGAUGAUUAUAUUGAUACGAAUUUCGAUUUAAAUGAAAGAAAAAAUCAUCAUCGAAAAUGGAUUAAACAAAUUGAUAAAUUAUUGGAACAAUUUUAUACACAUCGUUUUAAUUUUAGUCAAUAUUUUCGUAUAAAUUUUAUUACACAAGUAUUACAUUAUGUAUUUCCACGUGAUAAUUUUAUUCAAUCAAAAUUAUUUAAAUCAACUACAAAUUCAAAUCAGUCAUCAAAUGAAGAACGAUUAUUACCAUUAUCAUCAAUUGAUUCAAUAUUGAAUCGUAUUGAAACAAGUCGUGUUGAACAUGAUAAUGAUAAAAGUUAUCAUGUUGUACUUUAUAUACGAUCAUCUGAAUUACCAUCGAUAAAAUUUUUGAAUGAACAAAAUCAAAAUAAAUCCAACCUCAUUACAACACCAUUUCGUGGAUCAAUACUUAUUGUUAAUAAUGAAAUGGAUCUUUCAAAUGGUUUUCGUCGAUUAAUACGUUCAUUUUUAUAUUUACCUGAUCAAUGUGAUUUACCUGAAGAAUUUUUCACUCAAUUAGAAAUUGAAUCAAUUAUACAUGCAUUAAUACAGAAACAUAUUUAUGAAACAUUAAAAUCAUUAGAAUCGAUUGAAAAAUUAUUGAAUAAAGUAAGCAAUAUGGUUAUUGAAGAAAAAAUUGCUAAUCGUAUUCAUGAUUCAAUGAAAAUGUCAAUGAAUGCUGUUGAUUUAUUGAAUACAAAUAAUGAUGAUAUAAGUGAAGCAUAUGAAACAAGUUGGUCAGCUUAUUCAUAUAGUGAACAAGCAUUUUAUCAUCCAUCAUUAUUAUCAUUACUUUAUUUUCCGGAUGAUCAAAAAUAUGCUAUAUAUUUACCUUUAUUUUUACCAAUAUCCAUACCAUUAUUACAUAAUAUUUUUCAUUUAAUCAAAAUGUUUAAAAAUCGUCAAAAAACAAUUGUUGUUGUUGUUGAUAAAGAUAAACAAGAAUGAUUUUUUUUCUUUGUCAAAGAAAU